UUUCCUUUUAGAAUUUGCUGUUGAUAUCAAAUCUUGGUAGAUUGUCUGCAUUUAUAACGUUUAGAUGAUAAAGAAAUAUGUAUGCACGUUAAUAAUCAAAAUCCUCCAUUAGAAAAGCUUCUUGUUAUUAUAAAUCUUGGAACUGCUAGAAAGAGACUAAGAUAUAUAUACAUUAACAUAGUUUUUACCGUCAUCAUAAUCAUCAGCAUGACAUUGCGUCAGAUCAUUAAGAAGAAAUCUGCAGAUCUUGAGAAUGAAGGUGAUGGUGCUGUUGUUAGAAAAAGCAUCACCAAGAUUGACUAUGGGUUAUUAGACCCGUUUGUAUCACUAUUAGAAUUUUCCGUUUCACCCCCAGGUGGAUUCAGAGAUCAUCCUCACAGAGGUUUUGAAAGUGUUACAUACAUGCUACAGGGAGGAAUCAAAUACCAAGACUUCAAUGGUCAUAAGAUUACAAUCCAUGAAGGAGAUGUUCAGUGGAUGACAGCAGGAAAAGGAAUCGUACAUUCCGAGAUGCCUGAGGAAGAAGUCAACAACGGCUUACAGCUUUGGAUCAACCUUUCUUCUACUGACAAAAUGAUAGAUCCAAAAGCCCUAGAACUGACGAGUUCAGAGAUUCCAAGAGCAGAGGAAGAUGGAGUAGAGGUCAAAGUCAUAGCCGGAGAAUCAAUGGGAGUCCAAUCUCAUUUCUACACAAAGACACCAAUCAUGUUUCUUGACUUUACUCUUAAGCCAAAAGCUCAAACCCUUCCAGAGUCAUGGACCGCCUUUGCCUACGUCAUAGAUGGUGACGAAGGCGUCUUUAGCUCCUCGGACCCUUCCACCAUACAAGCACAUAAAGUUGUGGUGUUUGGAAAAGGGGAUGGAGUUAGCGUGUUGAAUACGCCAAGCUCUAAGCCAUUGAGGUUUUUGUUGAUUGCAGGGGAACCUAUCGGCGAGCCUGUGGUUCAACAUGGUCCAUUUGUGAUGAACACACAGGCUGAGAUUGAUAUGACCAUUGAGGAAUAUCGCAGUGCCAAGAAUGGCUUUGAAAGAGCUAAGUCUUGGAGGUCAGAGUAAAAAUGGUUUUUAGGAUUUCUUCUUUUGUUCACAUGGAUUUAAUCUUACACCUUA
Molecule: messenger RNA, 1110 nt
Organism: Raphanus sativus (radish)
Lineage: Eukaryota; Viridiplantae; Streptophyta; Magnoliopsida; Brassicales; Brassicaceae
Product: putative pirin-like protein At3g59260
Source: RefSeq, a predicted model, not a curated record